Pseudozyma hubeiensis SY62 is the source of this 1992-nucleotide messenger RNA. RefSeq lists its product as hypothetical. Gene Ontology annotation, cellular component: nucleus. NCBI's taxonomy places the organism in Eukaryota, Fungi, Basidiomycota, Ustilaginomycetes, Ustilaginales, Ustilaginaceae. The coding region runs from base 1 to 1992 and encodes 663 amino acids. The transcript has a single exon. Gene Ontology annotation, molecular function: metal ion binding. The record is from RefSeq and is a predicted model, not a curated record.
AUGGCAUCCACAAGCGAGGAGGAGCGGCUCAAGGCUGAGAUCGCCAAACUCUCAGGCGCCAUCCACACGCACAAGCAGCACCAACAACAACCAUACCACUCGUAUGCGGCCGGGUAUGCCUCGCGCGGCCGCGGACACUAUGCUGGCGGCGGUAGUUCGUACCGUGGCGCAUACGUUGGAGGAAGAGGCGGAUACCAGCCAUCAGCGAGUUUUGGAAGGGGGAGAGGUCGGGGUGCGCCUGCAGCAGCACCGCAGCGAAAUCGCACGUUGAUCCUGAACGGCUCCAACAAAGCAGCUGCCACAGCUCUGGCGGACGGUUCGGUUGGCAACUCGACUACGUCGCAAGGAGCGCCCUCAUCAAGCUCGAUGAGUGCAGCGGCUUCUUCUGGUAGCAAUCCUGCGUCUGGAUCAAGUACGACCGAUGGCUGGGUCAAGCGCAAAUCGACACACAACAUGAGCCUGGUCAGCACCUCGACGUUUCAGCGUACAGAGCCCGCUCGUCUAGCAGCCAUGGAAGCAACGCGCAAAGCCAAGGAAGAAGCCAAAGCUGCAGCUACCUCAACAGCCGCCGCCGGCAAGAAGGCUAUCAGGAGCAAACCAACCAAACCAUCUGCAUCGGUCCGACGAGGUGACAACAUGGGUGAAGUGGUCAUCGACGGUGUCGUCUUUGAAUUCGAUCCAUCAGGCACCAAGCUCGUCAAGAAGCCCAUUCAACCUUCCUCCUCCGACGUCUCUAAUAUCCCAGCGCCUUCAUCUUCUACCAGCACCGACACAUCCACAGCCGUACCGCUGAAGACCAGCAUCAAUGGUCAAGACUACAUCCGCACCAAACGCGGCAACCUCAUCUCCGCCGACCUACUCGCCAAGCGCAAAUCCCAACGGGAAGCGCAAGCCAAGAUGGGUCGGCUCGACAAGAUGGUCGGGCAAAUUUCGACGAUGCAAGCCACACGCAAUUCGUCGCGCAAGGCAGGGCUCGUGGGGUCGAGAACGCUCGAUGUGAAAAAGGCACGUACUUUGUGUACGUUUUUCAACAAGACCGGACAGUGCAAGCGUGGGCUGUCGUGUCCGUACCUGCACGAUUCGAGCAAGAUCGCCCUGUGUCCGAAGGUGCUGAGACCAACAGGGUGUACACUGCCCAAGGGGACGUGUCCGCUGUCGCACACGGUGAGGGCGGAGAGGGUGCCGCAUUGCGUGCACUACCUGCGGUCCGGCAAGUGUCGCAAUGGCGAAGAGUGUCUAUAUACACAUGCGGAUCUUGAGGAUGGAACCAAGACAGAGAUCUGUCGCGACUUUAGCGAUUACGGCUGGUGCGAGAGGGGGAAGCUUUGCGAGGAGAGACAUACGUACGAGUGUCCGGAUUUCGUGGAGAAGGGCAAGUGCGAGAGGAAAGGCUGCAAGCUGGUGCACGUUAUCCGAGCGGACCAGUCUCAGGAGAGGAGGGAGGAUGGAGAUGAGGGAGGGAUGCAGGAGGGGGAUCUGUUCGUGCGCGACGAUGCCGCUGCGGAGGAAGCGUCCGACGCGGAGGCUGAGGCAAUGCAGAGCGGGACGAAGCGAAAGCGACCGCUGAUGCAGACCGAGCUGGAUGAUGACCAAAUUGUGCUACCGGACGACGAGGACGAUGGGGUGGAGGAGGAUGAGCAGGUCAACUUUGCCAACGUGGGCGAGAGUCGCAGCGCAAAGCGUCGGAAGGCAAAGGCGUUCACCCAGCAGAAGGAUUUCAUCUCUUUCGAUGACGAUCAAGACGGCGAGGACCAGGAUGAGGAGGACGAGAGCGAGAACAGCGAGGAAGAGGAAGAGGACGAGGACGAGGACGAGAUGGAAGAGGCAGGAAGCGUACACAGUGAGGAUUUCGAAUUGAGCGACGAUGAUGACGAGGAUGAGGACGACGACGAGGAUGAUCGUGUCGCAGAAAGCAAGACAUCCACCGACGAACCGAUCGCUGCUCAAGCUGACGAUGACAAUGACGACGAUUUGGUCGACAGAGAUCUUUGA